Messenger RNA from Insectozyma verbasci, 330 nucleotides. The record is from the annotation of a GenBank genome assembly. NCBI's taxonomy places the organism in Eukaryota, Fungi, Ascomycota, Pichiomycetes, Serinales, Debaryomycetaceae.
AUGACUAGAAUGUCUACCAUAUUAAAUUUUAUUUUUACAUAUGCUUUUCCCGAAAAGAGAAUCUGUCAGACGGUGUAUGGCAGGAAUAAUAACAAUAAAUACAAGAUACAAUCAUGUACUGCUGCUAGAAGCUGUGAUGCUAAGGGGUCCUUAAAAGCAAUUUUAGAUGCAACUGACUGGGCUGUAGAGAAUCAAUAUUUUAAUGAAGGGUAUAAAGGUUCAAUAGUUACGGAUACAAAUGGUGGAUGGCAUUGUUGUAUCUCAUAUUAUCAAGAAAAUGAUUUCGUUGAAUCAUUUCCAGCAUGUCCAGAUAAAUGGUGUGGUAAAUAG